AUGGGAGCCAAGCUGCUGUGCCUCUUCCUCACCUCUGCGCUCCUUGCUUACUACCUCUACACCCCCGUGCUCGAGGACUUUGAGGAGCCCUGGAAGGUGAUGCUCAUCGCAGCUGGUGUCAGGGUCCUCGAUCAUGUGUCUGAGGUUGCCGAUCGGCUGGGUCUGAUGCACUACAUGGAAGCCACGAGGCUGAUCACAAACAUCGAUUACGUCGCGCCCACGUCUGAUGAAAACGUCACUGUGACGGACACAGAGUUCGGCAAGGUCCCUGUCCGUCUGUACCUGCCCAGAAAGGCGUCUGACGGGCUGAGAAGGGCAGUGCUCUUCUUCCACGGUGGAGGAUGGGCUAUAGGACAAGCAGGCGCGAGAUCCUACGAUUAUCUGACAAGGAGGACUUCAAACAACUUAAAUGCUGUCGUGGUAUCAGUCAAUUACAGGUUGGUGCCUGAAUACCACUUUCCCAUUCCAUUUGAAGAUGUGUAUUCAGUGACAAAGUUCUUCCUCCAGAGCAGCGUCCUCUCCCAGUACCGGGUGGACCCAGACCGGGUCUGUGUGGCAGGAGACAGUGCAGGUGGCAACUUGGCAGCAGCUGUGGCACAACAGCUGCUAGAGGACUCUGAAGUCAAAACCAAGCUCAAAGCCCAAGCUUUGCUUUACCCUGCUCUUCAAACCCUGGACAUGAAUUUGCCGUCUUACCAAGACAACAAAAACAAGCCCGUUCUAACCAGGUCGCUCAUGAUCAGGUUCUGGAGUGAGUAUUUCACUUCCGAUCCGUCUCUGAGGCAGGCGAUGGCCUCCAACCGCGCGGAGCGCGCACAGAAUUGCCCGGGGUUCCUGGACCGGCGGGCGGCCCCGCUGCUGGCGAGCGAUGCCCAGCUGCGCGGGCUGCCCCUCACCUACGUCCUCACCUGCCAGCACGACCUCCUGCGGGACGACGGAGUCAUGUACGCCGUGCGCCUGCGGGCGGCGGGCGUUCCCGUCACGCAUGACCACGCCAAGGACGCCUUCCAUGCCGUGUUGUCGUUUGCCUCGUGUCCCCUCAAGUUAGCUGUAGGGCGCCGGCUGUUGGACAGGUACAUCGCGUGGUUAAACGAGAACCUGUGA
Molecule: messenger RNA, 1104 nt
Organism: Leptosomus discolor (cuckoo roller)
Lineage: Eukaryota; Metazoa; Chordata; Aves; Leptosomiformes; Leptosomidae
Source: RefSeq, a predicted model, not a curated record